This is a messenger RNA of Rosa rugosa (rugosa rose), 884 nucleotides long. RefSeq lists its product as uncharacterized. Gene Ontology annotation, biological process: shoot system development; root development. The coding region runs from base 1 to 825 and encodes 274 amino acids. The transcript has a single exon. Lineage: Eukaryota; Viridiplantae; Streptophyta; Magnoliopsida; Rosales; Rosaceae. The record is from RefSeq and is a predicted model, not a curated record.
AUGGCUUGCCACACUCGCUCUAACAGCUUUCCAUCAAGGUCACACCCCAUCAUUCAAGAAGUUGAUGAACAUUUGUGCAGAUUGAGGUCUUCCGAGUCCACAACGACAUCUUCAUCAACAAUAAGCCACAAACUAAGUGGUCUUCAAGACUUGCAUGAUUGUGUUGAUAGGUUGCUUCAGUUGCCCCUCAACCAACAGGCCUUGGCGCAAGAGAAGCAUCAGAAAUGUGCUAAUGAGCUAUUAGAUGGCUCCCUCAGGCUCCUGGAUGUUUGUAGCACUGCCAAGGAUGCCCUGUUGCAAACCAAGGAAUGCAUGCAGAACCUUCAAUCAAUAAUCCGAAGAAGAAGAGGAGAAGAAUCUGAAGUACUCUCAAGUGAGAUUAAGAAAUACUUAACCUCCAGGAAGAUGGUGAAAAAGGUAAUCCACAAGGCUAUUGGGAAUCUGAAGGGAGUGAAAAACUCUUCUCUCAACAAUGACCAAGAGACUAUCGCCAUUGUUAGCAAGCUGAGAGAUAUUGAAGCAGUCUCUUUCACUAUCUUCGAAUCAGUGCUGUCCUUCAUCUCUGGACCAAAGUCAAAGCCUAGCAGCUGGUCUUUGGUUUCCAAGAUGGUGCAGUCCAAAAGAGUAGCUUGUGAUGAGGAAGCAAAAGUGAAUGAGUUUGCAGAGGUGGAUGCUGCAUUGAAGUCACUCAAGAGUGCAGACAAUGCACAAAACCAGCUUAGCAAUCUGGAGUCGUGCAUUCAAGACCAAGAAGAAGGACUUGAGAGCCUAUUUAGGCAAUUGAUCAAAACAAGGGUCUCCCUUCUCAACAUCCUAAACCACUAGCUAUUAGCUUAUAGAACAAUUUUGUACAGAAACACACGUAUAUAGCUUCUUAUAUCAAA